Messenger RNA from Paramacrobiotus metropolitanus, 2218 nucleotides. RefSeq lists its product as uncharacterized. The transcript has 3 exons. The record is from RefSeq and is a predicted model, not a curated record. NCBI's taxonomy places the organism in Eukaryota, Metazoa, Tardigrada, Eutardigrada, Parachela, Macrobiotidae. Bases 78 to 2021 code for a protein of 647 amino acids. Gene Ontology annotation, biological process: protein autophosphorylation; peptidyl-serine phosphorylation; autophagosome organization. Gene Ontology annotation, cellular component: cytoplasm; autophagosome. Gene Ontology annotation, molecular function: protein binding; ATP binding; protein serine/threonine kinase activity.
UGUUCCUAGUCUCGCUGAUUACAAACUAGCGUAGAUUGUCCAGGUCUCCCCAAAAUUAUUUGAAUAAAAUUUAUAAAAUGGAAGCCGACGGAUCUCUUAAAUCCGAUCAACGCGUAAUUGAAACGAUUGGUAGUAAUUGCCGGUACCAGCGCCUGUACACCGACAUCAUAGGACAAGGAGGAUUUGGAGUUGUGUAUGAGGGUGUAAUUACCGAACGCGGCGAUUAUACAGGAGACAGUAAUAAUGUGGCUGUUAAAGCCGUUCAUCUGGAUUCCAGCUCAGAAAUUGUCAGGAACAAAGCAUAUUGGACGAAAACGCUGGCCAAGUUAAGAGAGCUGCCUCAGUUAGUGCACCCACAUCUUGUACGUUAUCAUCAAAUCUGCCUUACAAAAGCCGCACGCGGAAUCAGAAUGGAGAUGAUGAUGGAGCGCUGUAGCGGUGACUUGGCAUCACUGUUAAAAGAAGUUCAGGAAUCAGGAGAACGUGAUGUAAACCAAUACAAAGUCGUUGGACAAUAUUGCAAAGAUAUAACAACGGGAGUAGAUUUCUUGCAUCGUCAGGCAAUCAUACACGGCGACUUGAAACCGGGCAACGUCCUGGUGAAAGACUUGCUAGAAGGAAAAAAAAUGCUGGUCAUUGGUGAUCUGGACGAUUUGGUACGCCUGCAGGAAAACAUGACUUGUUCUGGAGACAUAUCUCAACUGCGUGGAACUUUGCACUACAUGUCACCAGAAAUGUUGAGAAAAUUCAGCCAGUGUGAAACCGAAAGUCCAGGCCGCAGAACUGAUAUUUGGAGUUUGGGCUGCAUAUUGCUAGAAAUCGCGGAGAGCUUUUUCGGCAAAAAGAUUGUUGAAAAAAGGCUGACAAACACAGAAAAACAGAUCAGUUUAGGAAGCAAUGUCUCGAAAAGUCAGUUUGCCGCGUUUAUAAUGGAUGGCUAUGUUCCGGUUGUGGAUGAUAAAAUUCCACGAAAGUUAGCAGCCUGCAUCAAACUGUGCCUCCAGCCAAAUCCCAAUGGAAGAUUAUCGGCCGCAGCGCUGUUGCACAAAAUCUCAGUUUUUGGCGCCACUGGUUUUGUUAGCAAAAAUGCUGCCCUUGGCGUUGUCACUGGAAAUGUCAGUCUUGGCGUUGUUAUAAUGGACUGGAGUUCCAUAUCGAGCGUCAUUAAGGUGAUGACAUUAGACUCUGCGACAAACCGGAUCCAAAUUUUUGGGGUGUCUGUGCGCUGGAAAAUGGAAUUAUGCUUUCCACAGUUAACGCUACUUACUGGAGAGCUAAUAUUUCGAGGCGUCGAUGAAAGAUUACAUCUGUGGAAACCUUGGGAUGGUACGUGGCGAUCAUUCCGUCUUAAAUCGGGGACUGAGCCCGCAGAUUGCCGGAAUCCGGUCGUGCUUCAAAACAUGCUUUAUUAUUUCAACCGUUUUGGUGAAACGUUUCUGGCGGAAAAGAUAGUAUGGAACAACACUACACAGUCAUAUGAAACUACCAUGCAACAUGUGAGACCAUCUCCACUUCGAAAGGGCUGGGCCGGGGGUGUGUACGCGGUGGGUGAACUUGGAGGGAAAAUACUGUAUGCAUACAGUGAAUGGACUACUGGCAAUGAGAAUGAACAUUCUGGGUUGAUUCUUUAUGAUCCGAUUGCGGAUGAAUGGAAACUGCUAGCAAAACUUCCACACAGACGGGAUUGGUUUGAUAUGGCUGUCGUGGGCGAGUAUAUUUACAUUCUUGGUGGAUGUUUCGUUAUUCCUGGGAAAAGACUGGGGAUUACAACAUCCCAUUGUAUGCGUUUUAGCAUGAGAACAGCUACCUGGGAGGAUAUUUACCCUCUGCAACACCCGCGCAGCCAUCUUUCAACUUGUGCCGCUAACGAACGCAUAUAUGUCUGUGGCGGCAACAAUGCUGAAGGCGAGAAUGAAUGUUCUAUUGAAUUUUACGAUACCUCCCGCAACGAACCCUGGUCGAUCGUUGCAUUAUCCGAGCACGAUGAAGAGCUGCUGCAGCACACAAUUUGUGGGCAUUAAAUAUACAGUUUUCCCAUUGAUCAACGACCCUCACAAAUACCGAACUGUGUUUUGCCAUUCCCUGAUUGGCUGUGCAAACAGCCAACCAGGGAACUUAUAUCGAGCAUCAGUCUUCGUUCAGUGGUUCUCUGAUGUUUUCUUCUACACCCGAUCUACCUGAAAAUUAGAACGAAAGGUGCUGGCAAAUCAAAAACUAA